GCUCGGUCUACGAGACCCUCAGCGUGCACGUGUCACGAGGUAGCGCGAUUACCAGCGCACACCACCCAGGCCCAGGCAGGAGACAAAAGCCAUGUCGGCUUCUGCAGCUGCAUCUGCGGGAGAGACACGGCUGGACACAGUGGUGGCUUCUGUAGAACAGAACUCGGAGACCGACCAUGGUUCCACGGCAACAGAUCAAGAAACAGAAUCACCUCCAGUAACAGCUACUACUACUGCUACUACUACAACAAAGGACCCCGAUUCAGACUCUGGCCACGUCUCACCCUCCCCGUCCCACACCCCAUCUCCCCAGAGCCAACGCAAUCAGGCUCCUGGCAUUCCUGAUCGUCGAAAGUCGCAUCGUCCGGGCAAAGGAAGUCCAGCGUCUAGGGGCAAUAACCGCAAAAGCAGUGGCAUCUCCAUUCGUGUAACAUCAGUGGCCGACAUGGCCUCGGAAAUGCGGCUCAAAGAAGCCGACGGCGAGAGCAAUGGCAGCCACAAAGACGACCACGAGAACGACACAUUUGAAGAUGCCGCAUCAUCUCCGCAAUCCACGACCCACGAGCCUGUUGUCCCUGAUGCCAAACCGGCUGCCGUGGAGGAAAAGCUCAAUGGAGGAGGAGGAGGAGGAGCAGGAGAAGGAGAAGAAGGAGGAGGUGGUGGUGGGGCUGGUGACAAGAGCGGAGAGGAGGGCGGAAUGGAAGGACUGGGCAUCAGCCAUGGCGGAGGAUUAGGCAUCAGUAAUGGCAACAAUGCGGAAGGCCCGACACUGGAGAUCGCCGCUCCCAUAGCUCUCACGGACGACGUCAAUAAUCACGGCUCAGCACCAGAGGUGUCCGCUCCAGAGUAUGCCAAGGACCAUGUCAACGAUCGCCGGUCGACAGUAGACAUAUCACCACGCAUGUUGUCUGGCACAACCGCUCCAGAGAAUCGCAAGGACCAUGUCAACGACCACCGGUCGACAACAGACACAUCACCACACAUGUCGCCUGGCACAACCGCUCCAGAGUCCCCUGGCCGCACCACGCGCGGUCUCUCGGGCGACGUGGCACUGCCAGUGCAGCCGCCUCCUAAGACUGCCGAGCGCAGGUCGAAUCUCGAGUCUCGCGAAUCUACCGAACGCAUGGCAUCGUCGCCACCACGCCCGGGCUUCGCGCGGAAGGCCUCGGUGGGCUUUGGUGCAUUAUUAGGCCGGAUGGGCAGUAUACGGAAGCCCGCUCGAUCCCCUCCAUCUCGACAGGGCAGUUUUGUAUCCGAGCGGAGGAACACAACCGCCUCAACGGCCUCCACAGACGGCGAAGGCGCAUCAGGACACGAUGGCUUGAAACCGAGCCUACAGGAACAGUUCUCGAGCCUACGGAGGCAAGAAGAGUUUGGUAGCCCACAGACGAAUGGCGACACGUUGCACGAGGAAGACGAGGAUUCUGCGGCCGUGUCCCCUGCAGGCGACAACGCAACAUCCCCUCCCGCUAGCCCUCGCAAUUCAGGUGGCAGAGUCCGGUCUCCCACGCUCGACGCGAAGCUGCCCCCGGGUACCGCGUCUGGCAUGUCUGCGGGCCCUCCACCAGAACCAAUUGCAGUCAAUUGGGAUUUGUGGCAGCAACUGGUCUCACAAGGUCCUUCUGCAGUCGCGAGGACCAGUGGCGAUGAGAUACGCACCGCCAUUACAGCGGGCAUUCCUCCGGCCAUCCGUGGGGUGGUAUGGCAGGUGCUCGCGGAGAGUAAGAAUGAGGAACUCGAAGCCGUAUACCGGACCCUCAAAGCUCGAGGGACAGAGGCGGAGCACAAAAAGCAUCCGAGCUCGCGGGCGGGCUCUGUAGCGGAUAUCAAUGUGCGGGCGGACUCUAUCGUAGAAUCCAAUUCGGGGUCGAGUACGGAGAAAGAAGGAGUGGCCUCGGAUGCGUCUAGUCAACAUUCUAGUCAUUCUGUAAGCGCUGCUUCUGGUGCUGCAACACCGCCCACAUCGGUGGAGGGUCAUUCUCCGGACAACCAGCCCAAGUUGCUGGCCGAGAAGCAAAAACGAGAAAUUGCAGCGCUGCGGAAGCUGGAAAAAGCAAUCCGGCGCGACAUGGGCACCCGGACGUCGUACAGCAAGUAUACACAAUCUGCGGGACUGCAAGAUGGUCUGUUUGGCGUCUGUAAGGCCUAUGCUCUCUUCGACGAGGGCGUGGGAUACGCACAGGGCAUCAAUUUCAUCGCCAUGCCACUCUUGUUCAACAUGGCGGAAGAAGAGGCGUUCACGCUCCUCGUCCGGCUCAUGAGUAAGUAUGACCUGCGAAGCAUGUUCACGCCGGAUAUGAGAGGUUUGCAUCUGCGACUAUAUCAAUUCGAAAAGUUACUGGAGGAUUACGAACCCGCGGUAUACUGCCAUCUGAAACGGCGGAACGUCGACCCCCACUUAUACGCCACACAAUGGUUCCUGACACUAUUCGUGUACCGCUUUCCACUCCAGCUCACCCUCCGAAUCUACGAUUUGAUCCUGAGCGAGGGUCUCACCGCCAUCAUGAAGUUUGGCAUUGUGCUGAUUCAGCGCAACCGUCAAGCUCUCCUGGACAUUAAGGAUAUGAGCCAACUCACCAACUUUCUUAAGGAGAAGUUAUUUGACGCCUACAUUGACAAAUCUCCCUCCGCCUCUUCCCUCUUAAACUCGGGUUUCUUCGGUUCCGUUACUGGCGGUGCCGACAAAGAGGUAUAUCGGGCGGACGACAUGGUCCGAGACGCGUGCAGCAUUCAGCUGUGCGACGACACUCUCAAGGCGUACGCGGCAGAAUGGGAUGAGUCGCAGCGUGCAGAGCGCGAGCGCGAAGCAGAAAUCGAGCAUUUGCGCACCACGAAUGCUACUCUCACGACCCGGGUCAAGGCACUGGAGGAGCGCGCUCAGCAGCACGAUACGGAACAUGUCACCAUUGCCCAAGAUUUGGUCACGUUGAAAGUGGAAAAUGACUCCCUUUUGGACGCCAAUGAGGCUCUCAAGAUCCAGGUUGUCGAGCUGCAAAAAAUGGUCGACGCACAACCUGCCGAGGUGGAAGAUCGAUUGAAGGCAGAAAUGGACCGUAUCAUGACGAGAAACAUUGAAGUACAGAAUGAAAACCGAGGUUUGAAGGAGGAAAUGGCCGAGAUGGAGCAUGAAUUGGUAAAUGCCAAAAUGGCUCAUGCACAGGCGGUAGCAAAUCACGAUGCUUUGAAGCAAAAGUGGAACAGUGUCCAAUCUAUGCUUAAUGAAUAGACACUUGGUUGGAAAGAGAAAAAAAAACCAAAUGCAUCAGGUAGUUCGCGGAUAGUUGGAUAUAGGGUAGAGAAGCUCGGGAAGGGAACGAAUACACCACAAUUUUUUUAGCCGUGAUUGUGACACUACACCCUGGAGUUCAUGCACAGGCAGGCGACGGGGCGUCUCAUUGGGGAAGGGGAAAGGGAAUGGGAAAG
Messenger RNA from Sphaerulina musiva SO2202, 3423 nucleotides. Its product is annotated as RabGAP/TBC. Bases 92 to 3226 code for a protein of 1044 amino acids. NCBI's taxonomy places the organism in Eukaryota, Fungi, Ascomycota, Dothideomycetes, Mycosphaerellales, Mycosphaerellaceae. The transcript is spliced from 2 exons. The record is from RefSeq and is a predicted model, not a curated record.